GCGACUUGGUCCGUAUCAUGGCAGCGCGCUUUGACGGAUCGUCUCGCCGUUUUUCGUUUAUCUGCGGGGAAUCGCGUACGGGGUCGCGGACGAGGCACGUAUGCGCGCGGCGAGGAUCCGUGGCAGCUGAACACUGACCGGCCGAUCCCUCUUCUGCUUCUAGAAUCUAGAAUAGGCGAUCACGAACGUUGCUGAAGGUAAACGUCGACGAAGGAUGGAUGGGCAUAUAACUCGCUGGUGCUCUGCGCCCGGUUGCAUGAUGAACAUAAAAAUAGCAAAGCGACACUUCUUCCGCUUCCCCAGAGAAAAGGACAGAUGGAUUAAAUGGAUUAAAGCAUGCAACAGAAUGGAUUUGAUGACAUUGGGUCCAGAAUGUACCAAUCGUUAUUACCGUUUGUGCCAUUUACAUUUUCAAGUAGAGAUGUUGCGCAAUUUCGAGGGGAGAGUUUAUCUCAGCAAGGAGGCUGUGCCAUCAAUUUUUUUUAAGCCCAUACAGCCAGGAGGAAGUAAAUCUCAGGACUCGUCCCAAUUAGUUUCGUUUGUAACGAUAUUCUUGAAGCCGGAGAGAAGGAACAGAAAUUCAGCGGUAGGUUUGACGACGUCGACGGACUCUCAGGUAGAUCCCAUGGAAUUCGAUGAAAGGGGUACACCUAUAGUGUCACCGUUGCAAGCAGUGAUUUGCCCGAGUACCUCCGUAAAGUAAGCAUUCGAAGAUAGAUAACUUCGCCGAUUUUUAUCUUACCUUGAUGUCAAUAUUUUGUGCUUCCGAUUGCAUUAAGGGGGGAGCCUGCUUUAGAACGCUGAAAAUAAGGUAUAUUUUACGAAUUCUUUUUGGAGAAACUAUA
Molecule: messenger RNA, 845 nt
Organism: Ooceraea biroi (clonal raider ant)
Lineage: Eukaryota; Metazoa; Arthropoda; Insecta; Hymenoptera; Formicidae
Product: 52 kDa repressor of the inhibitor of the protein kinase-like
Molecular function (GO): sequence-specific DNA binding
Source: RefSeq, a predicted model, not a curated record